Molecule: messenger RNA, 672 nt
Organism: Symbiodinium natans
Lineage: Eukaryota; Dinophyceae; Suessiales; Symbiodiniaceae
Source: the annotation of a GenBank genome assembly
AUGGAAGCAGCCGCGUCGCCACCAGUCGAACCGGUCGAGCUCGAGUGUCGGCUUUGCCUAGCUACGCUGAGAGAUGAAGCAGAAGGUUUGGAAGCCCAGCUGUGUUUUCCCUGCAACUGCCGAGCGCCCGUCCACCACGGAUGCUUGCUGCAGUGGCAGAGGGCGCAAGAGCAGUUCUUAGAGCAGCACAGCUUCGACGAGGCCCAAGCCCGCAUGAACACCUGUGAGGUGUGUGGUGCGAGGUUGAUGCUCGGAGAGGCCCGGCCAAAGCCCCAGCUUGGCGCUGCAGUUUGCCGAGCUCAGGGCGGUACCGGCAAAGUAGCCCUCCGCCGAAUACCGACCUUGUCGCGCGCGACUCGAAAUUUCUCUGACUUCUCUGCUGCAGAUGGACAGAAGCUUGAUGUGCUGGAGCAAGAUGCCACCGGAGAGUUCUUCCGUGUACGCGCUGUGCGGGCGGCGCGGUACCGGGGAGAAGGCAUCACUGCAGUUGCAGAAGGCUGGAUUCGUCAUGUGUAUUUGGACUGGCAGUGUGAGUCUACACAGACUCAGUCGUGGCUGCCUCCACCCCGGAUGCCCCCAGCAUUUCCCGGAGAAGGCGCGGAGCGCGUGGAGGCCCUCAGUGCAGCUGAGACUGCUCCGGACAGCACGUUGCGGGAUCACGACGAGAGGUGA